UAUCAUGCAACCGUCAUUUUUCUCCUUUGCAACUCGACGACUCCUCCUCCUUUGUUGAUUCAUAUCAUAUAACCAACAUUCCGAUUCAAAAAUCUUGCAUCUAAAAAAAAAAAAAAUCCCUCCGCCGGCGCUUCACGUUUUUGCGAAGAUGAAAAUUCGAUCGCCACUUUCUUUUGCGCUUUUUUCAACGCUGUUAGUUUUAUACGGUGAAGCCAAAACCAUUGAUCCUUACAAGGUUCUUGGCGUGGACAAAAAAGCGAGUCAAAGAGAGAUUCAGAAAGCUUUCCACAAGCUUUCUCUUCAAUAUCACCCUGACAAGAACAAAAGUAAAGGUGCACAAGAGAAGUUUUCUGAGAUCAACAACGCAUAUGACAUUUUAUCAGAUGAGCAGAAGAGAAAAAAUUAUGAUAUGUAUGGUGAUGCCAAAGGUGCCCCAGGAUUUGAUGCUGGACACCCCGGGGAUCAUGGUGGAUAUACUUUCUUCACUGGCGGUGGACCUGGACAAAGUGGGUUUACAUCAGGACCAGGUGGAUGGCAGCACAUGGGUGGGCAGGGAGGUUCCCAGAGUUUCUCAUUUUCGUUUGGUGGCCCUGGUGGAUCACGCUCAUCUGGUAGCCAUGGUGGACCAAGUUCCUUUGGUUUUGAUAUUGACGAUAUUUUCUCAGGGUUCUUUGGGGGUGGUAUGAAACAUCAGGGUCAGUUUGGCGAUUUCAGCAGUUUCCGCAGUUCGAGCAGGUCUCAGUCACAAUCUAGGAGUUCAUCUAGGAGCAUCAGAGCAAUAAAUUCGGAGGCCUUCAGGAAAGAAAUAACUGACCAAGGGAUGACUUGGCUUUUAUUAUCUUAUACACCAUCAUUGCAGGGGAAACAAUAUUAUGAAUCUAUCAUGGCGGAGGUGGCCAGUUUAUUAUCAGAAGCUAUAAAGGUUGGGAGCAUAAAUUGUGAAACUGAGUUGUCUUUAUGUAAGGAUCUGGCUGUUCGUCCAGGGAGGUCUCCAAGGUUGUUUGUUUACUCAUACAAAGGAAGUGAGAAGGGUUCUCUUGAAGAAUACAAUGGUGAUUUGACGGCUAAGAAUGUCAAAACAUUUUGUCAAGAUCAUUUACCUAGGUUUUCAAAAAGGAUUAGCCUAAAUCAUUUUGACUUGUCUUCUAGUAAUGUAGAAAGAUACCCAAGGGUGAUGCUUCUUUCUACCAAAAAGGAUACACCUGUAAUCUGGCGUGUUCUCAGUGGCUUGUAUCACAAAAGAUUCACUUUCUAUGAUGCAGAGGUUCAUGAUGUUUCUGAUCCAGCUGUGAAGAAGUUAGGUGUUGAUGCACUUCCAGCUAUAGUUGGGUGGCUGUCCAAUGGAGAGAAGCACAUCCUGAAAUCCAGUAUUUCGGUAAAGGAUUUGAAAUCUGCAAUCAAAGAUCUCAGUGUGUUGCUUGAUAGUUUUGAGAAGAAGAAUAGAAAGGUAGCUUCAUCUUGGACUAGUGAAGAACAGACAGCUUCCACAGAGGGACAGUUGCCUUUGUUGACAGCCUCGAACUUUGAUGGUCUUUGUGGGGAUAAAACUCCUGUCUGCAUUAUCGGUGGAUUCCGAUCACCCAAAUCUAGGGAUAAGCUGGAGUCCCUUCUAUCUAAGGUUUCUAAGAAAUCUCUAUCAAGGAGACAGAAUGUAGCAUCUGGUUCUAGGGAUGCUUUAUCCUAUGCCCUUUUAGAUGCUACCAAGCAACAAUCAUUUCUAGGUGCAUUUGAAAAGUCUGGAUUCAAAUCGAUAGAUAACAUCCUGGUGGCGUACAAACCUCGGAAGGGAAAGUAUGUUGCAUUUACAGGUGACAUGACCAUUGAAGAGGUAGAGAAAUUCAUAAGCUCUGUUCUUAAUGGAGACGUACAAUUUACCAGGACAAGGCAGAAGCCAGUUCUUAAGUGAACCAGUGUACGAACAUAGUUCUGGUUUCAGAACACGAUGUACAGAUUGUAAAGCUUUCACAUCAAGCGAGUUCCUGAGACAUCUACACAAUACAAACACCUUCGCCCCGAAAUGCCACCUUCGAGCUGUGUUCUUUCAUCAUACACGCUUUAUGAGUGUUGAUGAAUAUCUGCAUCAUGAAAAAGGUGUUUACAAAAGCAUUGUUGGUAUCAGGGCCGGAAAAUCCCCGGCUCCAUCUGACAUAGUUGUAGAAUAAAUUAUCUUUUUUGACAAUAUAGAAAAAGAGAAUCACGAUUUCAAGGUCUUUAAUCAUAAAUUCUUUUGGUCUCUUGCUUUA
Molecule: messenger RNA, 2243 nt
Organism: Gossypium raimondii (Peruvian cotton)
Lineage: Eukaryota; Viridiplantae; Streptophyta; Magnoliopsida; Malvales; Malvaceae
Product: dnaJ protein ERDJ3A
Exons: 7
Coding region: 149-1906 (585 amino acids)
Source: RefSeq, a predicted model, not a curated record